UUGCGUUCUAAUUUUUGUUAUUUUUACUUGCUUUACAGUGCAGUUGGGGAUUUCCAAGUUGAUGACAAGACAAAGGCCCUAUUAAAAUACACGGGUGACGUGACCUGGAUACCUCCGGCUAUAUUUAAAAGCUCGUGUAAAAUAGAUGUAACCUACUUCCCAUUUGACUAUCAGAACUGCACCAUGAAGUUUGGUUCCUGGUCUUACGAUAAAGCCAAAAUUGACUUAGUUUUAAUUGGCUCUACAAUGAACCUGAAAGAUUACUGGGAGAGUGGAGAAUGGGCUAUUAUUAAAGCUCCUGGGUAUAAACAUGACAUCAAAUACAACUGCUGUGAAGAGAUAUAUCCAGACAUCACAUACUCUCUUUACAUUAGGCGUUUACCUUUAUUUUACACAAUCAAUAUGAUUAUCCCCUGUCUGCUGAUUUCUUUUCUGACUGUAUUAGUUUUCUAUUUGCCUUCAGACUGUGGCGAGAAGGUGACACUCUGCAUAUCAGUCCUUCUAUCUUUAACAGUGUUCCUUCUUGUUAUCACAGAAACCAUACCUUCUACUUCCCUGGUAAUUCCACUUAUUGGGGAAUACCUCCUUUUCACCAUGAUAUUUGUAACUCUAUCUAUUGUCAUUACAGUAUUUGUACUUAACGUGCACUACAGAACACCCAAGACACACACAAUGCCUGUGUGGGUGAGAACCAUUUUCCUGAACUUACUUCCCAGGAUCAUGUUUAUGACAAGGCCUGCCAGUGAUGAAGAGACUAAUCAGAAGCCAAAACCACUUUUCACUUCUGAGUUUUCAAACUUAAAUUGCUUCAAUGGUUCUGAAACCAAAUGCUGCAAAGAUGGCUUUGUAUGUCAAGAUAUGGCAUGUGGCUGUUGCCAAUAUCCACGAAUGAAGUUCUCGGAUUUCGGUGGCAAUCUCACAAAAAGUUCAAGCUCUGAGUCUGUAGAUCCUCUGUUUUCAUUUUCAGUUCUGUCACCAGAAAUGAGAGAUGCUAUUGAAAGUGUUAAAUACAUUGCAGAAAAUAUGAAAAUGCAGAAUGAAGCAAAAGAGAUUCAGGAUGACUGGAAAUACGUUGCCAUGGUAAUCGAUCGUAUUUUUCUAUGGGUUUUCAUCCUGGUAUGUAUUCUAGGAACAGCAGGAUUGUUCUUACAACCUUUGAUGGCUGGAGAUGAAAUGUAA
Messenger RNA from Leptosomus discolor (cuckoo roller), 1179 nucleotides. NCBI's taxonomy places the organism in Eukaryota, Metazoa, Chordata, Aves, Leptosomiformes, Leptosomidae. The record is from RefSeq and is a predicted model, not a curated record.